This is a messenger RNA of Chrysemys picta bellii (western painted turtle), 10015 nucleotides long. It is a transcript of the gene DDA1, whose product is annotated as DET1 and DDB1 associated 1. NCBI's taxonomy places the organism in Eukaryota, Metazoa, Chordata, Testudines, Emydidae. Gene Ontology annotation, biological process: positive regulation of proteasomal ubiquitin-dependent protein catabolic process. Gene Ontology annotation, cellular component: Cul4-RING E3 ubiquitin ligase complex. The record is from RefSeq and is a predicted model, not a curated record.
UAACCACAAGGCAAGGUCUGUGACUACUCCCCAACGUACCCAGCGAACAGUAUGCUGUUGACUCCGCUCCCCUCUCCACUCCCCACUCCUUAGAGGACCCUAUCUAAGGACCCUAUCUUGCAAUGUGCUGAGUGCCCUCAGAGCCGUUUGAAGAAAAUGAGCACCUUGCAUGACUGGAGCCUAAAGCAAGCAUGGGGUAGGGUUCUUUUUUCUGUCAGUUUAGGGCCAAAUCUUGCAAAGGAAUAUGUGCCCAUGAAGUGUCCCAUUGCAGAAAGUGGGGCAGCCACAGAAUCUACUUGCGUAGACUUAAUUGCAGGAUCUGAACCUAGUGGUGGAGCUGCAGUCCUGUUAUAAACUACAGCAGCAGUGCAUGUUGAUUUUGUUUUCCUGUUGCUCUGUUAGCAAGAAUUCCUUUUGUCAUUGGGUAAAGAUUCCAAUGCCCAGCUUCUUAAUGGCACCUGAAGAGUGCCCCAACACCUCACUUAGCACACUUUGGCUUAGUUUGCUGCUGUGUGGGGGUGAAAUUCACAUCUGUGCCCAAGAGCCCAUGCAGGGCCCCUCUGCAUUGCCUAAGUUUUCCACUUAGUCCCUCAGUUUAACACUCCUUGGAGCAUAGGCUUUGCAAAGACCUUCUGUACUGGGGUGAAUUUCACACUGAGUGUGUGAGACUGUGAGAGCUUUUAAGAACAGAAUCUACAGUCUAUUUUCAGGAUUCUCUAAAUACAUGGAUCAAAAUGCAGGGUUUGUUCAAUUUAAAAAAAAAAUUGACAUUGAAUAGAAAUGUCCCCAUGGUAUCUUAGUUUUUUAAAAUCAAAAAUUGUUUUAAUUAUUUAAACAUUCCUCUAAGGUGUUACAAAUGCAAGCAGAAGACAGACUCUAAAGCUGACAAGUUUCAGUUUCCCUCUCCAAGUUUAAUGCAGUGUGACAAGUAUGCGGGGCUUACUUGAGGGGAAAUUAGAUGCAAAAACUACCACUAAUGCAGCUGUAAAGGUGAGAUUCAGGUUCAUGAUAUUCAGGAAAUUCCAGAGGUUGAGAUUUUCUACCACAAAGUGAAUGUAGCCAGAUUAACAAUCAAUACAGGAAGGCCUGGAGCCACAAAGUGUCCAUUAUAGGUUCCUUACUCUUCAGGGACUGAGCUUGAGAUGUCUUGAGGUGAUUUUAUAAACCUUUCAAGAUGACUGUUAAAAAUGUUGGCCUUGAUACUUUAAAGUGGAGAGGAGCCUGAACCUCUUUGGGACAGCAUGUGGGGCAAGGAGUUGGGGCCUGACACAGCUCUCACACAUGUCAUCUCCUUCCAGAGGAAGUUCAACAAGAUAACUUCCUUACCCUGACUCCUUAGCACUGGAGGAAUCAUAUGUAGAAGUCCCCAUGAGCACCAGUCAUGGUCAUUUCCAGAGCCCUCAAUUUGAAAAAUGGGAUCCAGUAGGAGGAAGGUGGUCAGUUGUGCUCUAGAGUCAGCUGUAGGGGAAUCUAAGAGCAGAACUAAUAAUUCAGCACCCCAAACAUCUGACAGCCCCUCUGCCUAUGAUAAACACAGUUUGGCAUGAUCCCUGAGAGGAUCACUAGCUAGUACAAUGGUUGGUACUGUAUAAAUUCUGUAGCUACUGAGAUGGCUGGCUGAGGUGAGCGAGUUUGUUUAUGGGGAGGGACCUUGCUCAUUUGGUACCUGUUCAAGGAGCACAACAUAUCUUUUUAUUAAAGGUUGUAAUCCUCUCCAGAGGCAUGUAGGAAGGGUACAACUUAUAAAUAGAAGGAUUAUGUUGCUUUCCCCUGAUAACACCGCCUCUGUUUAUUGCAUUUCAAGCAUACUUUAAUAAUGAAAGAGAAACUGAGGCUGAAGGAAGCUGGAUGAUUGGGAAUGGGUUCCAGUACUUUUUCCAUUUCAGGCUUGGGACUCUUAAGCAAAGACUGCCAACUGUACAUGAUUUUUCAGACUCUUGUGAUGUGCAAAAAUGCCUGCUAGGGCCCAAUACUAUUUUUUUGUGCAAGGAUCUCAAAGUACUGUGCUAAUUAAGCCUCGCAACCCCCAGUGGCAGAGAGAUAUUCUCCCUAUUUGUCAGAAGAGGAAACUAAGGCACAGGCUGAAUUUAAGGAAGGGCUGAGCAACCACAGCUUCCAUUGAAUGGGAGUUUCAGGUCUGCAGCACUGCUGAAAAAUCCCUUGUCUAAGACCACAGCUGGCAUCAGAAUUAGAACUCAGCAGCUCCUUGAUCUCAGGACAGUGGUUGGGCUUAAGGCCCUGGUGCGCUUCCUUGAAAUGAAGGGACUCCUACAGAGCAUCAUUCCAACUGUGUUUAUAACCCAUGUAAUAUAUGCAGAAAGCAAAGUCCAGUUGAAAAGUCCAGCAAAACACCUGCCAACUCAGCCAGAGAAAGGAUGGAAAAAGGCAUUAGCAGAUUUUUUGAAAGGAUUACCAGUUUACAACAAAAGCAACUUCAGUAGAUUUCAUGCAGACUCUGUAUGUAAAGCAUCGAACAGAAGACCGUCAGUAUAUCUUCCCACAAGGGAAUAUCCAUCUGAACAAAUCAUAGUAACAGAAAAGACAAACAUACUUUUGCGUUAUCUACAUCAGCAAUGGGACAAAAAGAAUGCAGCAAAGAAGAGAGAUCAAGAGCAAGUGGAAAUAGAAGGUGAGAAUUCAGCACCACCACGGAAAAUUGCUCGGACAGACAGCCAGGACAUGAAUGAGGACACUUAAACUCUUGCUCUCUCCUACACUAUUUUGCAGGCGCUUCCUGUUUUGUCUCAAAAUGUGUAAAUUUCCGUGCCCCUUUCCCCCCCCCCCUCCACUAUGCAGCCCAAACCACUUCUGACUUCAUAGGAGCCAAUGUAUUUAUUUUUUCUCCAGUUUUUAUUUAUGCUGUAAAACGUACGGAGCAAUCAAUGGUGGAACAAGUCAGCAAAUGAUGUAGUGUAACUUUAAUCUUUUAAAAAAACAUACAUUAUCACUUUUCCAGAUUUCAUUAAAUCUGUUGCUUAAUUAACCCAGUUUGCCAUGGAAGCCUGGAGAGGAGACAUGAAUUUACGGGAUGCAAAUUCCAGUGGUAUAGGCUUUCUGAUCCAUAUACCCACUGGUAUAUUACAGUAGUCAACUCUGUAUUGGCUGUAACCAGUCUAGCAGUAAUUUUUUUUGGGGGGGGGAGGGGGCUCAUCCGCUCUGAAAUGUGGAUCCUAAAAUCAGCACUGUACUAAGAAAUCCUGGGGGUCAUUUAGGGUUAUGUUGAUUUUAUGAAACAUGGUCAACUUGACAGAACAGUUGUGGGUUUUUUGUUCAGCAGCAUGUUAUCACACACGUCAAUGGUCAUGGAGAAUUCAAGUGACAGGUGUGUUGCUUUGGUUGCUGUUACAUUUUAACAGCCUUUUGGUCUUGAAUGGACUGGUAUGUGCAACUUCUCCAUUGGAAUAAAAAGGAUACUUCUAUCCUACUGAGUAUUUGAUCAACAGUGUCUUUAAAAUGGCACCAGGUGGAAUGGAAUUGGUAGGUCUACCUUAUAAUCUUGUUUGUUAAAUUUGAAAAUCAAAUUGGGUACAGCUUGUCAUCUAGAUUGGCUAUUUCCUUUCUCUCAACCAGUGAUUCUGAAAAAUCAUAUAUUGCAUGACUGGAGCUGAGUCCAGGACUUCUGGAUGCAAAGUAGCUGAACGAAAUGAGCUUCUACAGUCUAUAUUAAAGACAGACCCUCUUUCAUUUGGACAAUGACAGUUCAGUGCCUGUCACCUGUAGCCCUUUGCUGACUAUCUUCAGUAGGAGCCAAAUACAAAACCCUCAAGAUGUCUAAGUGGAGUCAAAGGAAACCAGCAUAGUUGAUUGAAGGUGUGUGUGUGUCUCUCACUAUUGACUGUCCAUUCCGCUUUUAAUGUGAAAAGCAGAGUCUGUUGUUUUUAGGUUGAAAUCUAGAUUGUUGCCUUCCAUUGCUCUUUUCCCAGCAUCCCUGCUCAUCCGCAAAUUCUAAACAAACUGAGUCCAGAAGCCAUGUGAGCCUCUUUCUAGAAAACCCUGGGCAAGCCUAGUUCUGUUGGGAGUUUGACCGUGGUGGUUAAACUCAGAUGAAAGACUUGUGAAGACAGGGCUCAUGCCGCCACCUUCACUACUGUGUCCCAAUCAGGCCAGUGGACAGAGUAAAAGCAUGAUGGGAGUGAAAGCCAUCAGCAGCACAGUUUAUCUUAUGAGACAGGACUUUGUGAGGAGCGGGACAUAGCCUCACUUAUUGCUGCAGUUUUACAAGUAUGUACAAGGCGCUAAGCUCUGAUUCUAGUAUUAGUCAUCUCACUUUUUCAGCGAAGAUCAUUAAGUUAUUUAGACCUAAAAUUGUACCUGCCCUUAAAAUAGCUACAUUUUGCUGCAGCAGUGCCCCCUCCAGAUUAUCAGGUUAAAACACCAGCUGUGUUGGUGAGGACGAAAAUAUGGCUUUACGAUUUUGUGUUCUACUGGCAAUUGCAACUUAACAGAACUCCUUUACCCAGAGCUGUGCUGCCAAAAAAAAAGAUGCUGUCGUGUGAAAUGCGAGAAGUAAACGGAAAAUGCUGUGUUAGCUUCAAGGGCACGUGAAAAGGUUUGUCAGAUACCAAAGGAGGAAAUGGGCGUAGUGCCGAUGACAGAAGUUUAACCAAUGCUGUGUUUUUAGCUCCAUUUGAGAGUUCCAGCCUCAUUUGUCAAGCGCUGUUUAAUUCCUUACUAAGAGAGAAUUUGGAGCUUAGCUGACCUCUCUGCUACAGCAAGUGAAGUGCCAUUGAAGAGUUGGCAGUUCCAUCCUGUUCUUUACCCCCAUCUUUGUUCCCUUUACAGUAAAUGGGGCCUUGCUGGUCGCGGAGCCUUUGAAAUCUUACAAAUAAGGAUUUUUUUGUUUAAUUUACCAAACAUCUCUGCACUUCACACUCUUGGUGGGGGGGAAAUAUUUGGCAAAGAGAAAAAAAUAGUUGCCUUUAAUUUCCUGAGAGCAAGUCUGAAGCAAUGGGGAAAAAAACAGUACUUAAAAAUUCUUGUGUCCUUUCCAUCAAACUAUUGCAUUUUUGUUUUUGAUGUUAACUGUACACAAGCAGCAUGGAUUUCUGAUGCUCUCAAACAGGUAUCGUUGCAUUUUACUGAAAGUUUUGAUAGUCUUGCUCAGCUGGUCAGAGUUAUCUAAUCUGAACUGAAAGCCUCCUCCCUCACCAUCCAGUUUCCAUGCUGCUAACGGCUUGAAAAUGCCACCCUCAAGCUGCCAGACAUUCAAAAUGUUUCCACUGCUGUUUAAUACAUGUGUAUUGGGUUUGUGUUGCAUGUGAAAACCCUCCCAGCCAAUUGAUUGUCUGGUGACUUAGGCAAAUCAUACAUGAAACAGAGAUCCAGAACUUCUCCAACAGUGUUCAGUUUGUAUAAUAUGUAGCUCCUCUAAUACUUUCUGAUUAUCCUGUUACAAAGUGACUGGGAUUUAGUGACCCUUAACGGGUAUUUUGUAUAUGUCCGCAUAGUGGUAUUUUUAUUGUUUCUAGUAUUGAUGUAUAUUGUACAAAGUUUUUAUAAAACUUUAGAAGCUUGUCAAAAGGAUCAGAAGAGAAUUUUUGGAGUGAAUAGUGUGACUCUUAGCAGAAAUGGGAGCUGCAGGAACAUAUUUCCCUCUUUAUUUCAAUGAGAAGUGUAGAGGACGCUGGAUCCUAGGAAUGGCCUAGCAAGCAUCUGCUCUCCCCUGCAAGGCAGAUUGCCCCUGUACUGGAUAGCAUUGAAGGUUGUGCUGUCUCUCUGUUUAGCAGUCCCUCAGAGCGAUUGGAUGUGAUGGGUAAAUCUCAGUUAUUUCAAUGGUAACCAUUGCCUUUUUUUUUUUAAACAAAGACUGGAUGUAGUGGGCGUUAUCACAAGAUUAGUGACUGACAAGGCAAAACCAAAGAUGUCUUAAACUAACUCCAGAUAUCAAAUGUUGACUUCAGAGGAGUGUUUGAAGGGGUUUUAGUCUCUUCCCCUCCCCUGACUCCUAAUCAACUUUAAAAGGUAUUGAAGUUUGAAAGGGAAGUUGUUUAUUUUUUAAAAUAAAUAAACCUUGGCACAUGUUCCAUUCCAGUGGUCAUAAGUGGUCACAUCUGCUCUGCAAAGGCCCUAUUUAUUUGUAUCCGUGGUUGGCUCUUCAGACUUGCCAGUUGCUUUAUUUUAUCUGUGUACAUUGUUCAGUGCUCAAGACAUUUCCUUGAGCAAACACAGGAACAUGCAAAAGAACUGCAAAUACUGCUGAGGGAGGAUGAUCUGUUUUGAGUAAAACUGGCAGGCUGGUAAGGGCCACUACUGUUGGUGCUUAGAGUCUGAGAAUGUUUUCAAAUGCCGUUACUCAUAAGAGCACUGAAUCCAUACUCCGUUACAAACCAAGCUACAAUGGUGAUCAGAAACAUUGUGAAAACCCUGCUGGACGGGGUGUGUUUGUGAGGAAGAAUCGACCAGUUCCCCUGUCUGUUUAAAACUUGGGCUAGACUCUGACCUAUUUUCCCAGCCUAGCCAGGGCAUGAGGUUUUAGCCUGGGUAGGGGAUGUCUACGCUGCAAUGAAAAACUCACAGCUGGCUUAGCCUAAAGGGCUGUUUAAUUGUGCUGGAGCCCAGGCUCUAGGACCCUGCGAGGUAGGAGGUUCAUAGAGCUCAGGCUGUAGUCCAAACAGCUACACCACAAUUAAACAGCCCCUUAGCCUGAGCCCCACAAGCCCGAUCAGCUGGCAUGGGCCAGCCUUGGGUGUCUAAUUGCAGGAUAAACGUACUCUUAGAGGGCAGGGUGAAGAUUCACCAGUACUGCUAAGAUGGAACUGUUGUAACCAGGUUCACUGACAACCGCUGAUCCCCUAACACUUGUUGCUGUCGUGUAGAUUGGACCUUAAGUACCAAACCAUACAAGCUGAAAACAUGUUCAGACCCAGGUGCUGAGCGUGAUUCUGGCUGACCCUGCAGAGUGGCGUGUAAUUCUUUGAACACUGUUUACUAUGGUCUGGAGCUCCAGAGAGGAUGAGGGCCUAUGUAUCCAUCUGUAUGCUAUUUGCAUUGUUCAAAGAAAUCUCUUGUGUACAGUCUGUCACUUGGGGGAGUGGGGGGGGUUUAAGCCUACUGAAUCGAAGUACUGCUUUUUGUUUGCUUUUCUUGGGGGCUACAGGGUUUAGAAGCUCCCGGAUUCUUGUUGGUUGGUGUCUUUCUCCAGGCAUCAUGACUCUUGUGCCUUAUACAGUAAUUCAGUUGUUAACACUUGGACUGUUUCCUGUGUUGAGGCAGAAUUUUGGGGGCUUGCUGGAAAAAUCCUACAUCUGCUUCUGCAGUAGCGAGGAUUACUUUAGAGGAGCUCAUUUCAGAAUAUACCUUUUGAAAAUUGAUCUGGCUAAGCAGAAGUUGACGAUGUAGAUCGUGGACUGGUCAUACAAAUGGGCCUCGGUCAUAAGCAAAGCUGCCAUUUACCAUCUAGCAUUAGUCUGUUUAUACCACUAAUGUGACUUUAUUUUUCUGUUUAAAAGAUGUGCUUUUUUCUUUUUAGUUUUGCAACUAUACUUUAUAUAAUGGCCUUUUCUUUCUCUGAUUUAUUGACUGGCAUCUGGCACCAGGGAAGUCGGGAUUCUUGAUGAUUGUCCUCUGUAACUUUUGUGUGUUAUAACUUCCAAUGUAUAAAAAGUGUGUGUGAUUUUUGUUUUUAGAGGGCCAGGUAUAUUUGGGUUGGGGGGGAGGGCGGCGUUGAGGAUUAGGUUGAUAAACAUGCCCAAUAAAGGAUACUGCAUCAUUUGUUUACUCAAGCACAGACUAUCCUUCAAACCAUAUUGAAUGCACAGUCAGCGAUCUCCACUCAGCUGGUUCACAGAUGUAUGCGUGUCCUCCUUGUAGUGGAGAAUUUAGUCAUGGAAUCUCCUCUAAAGAUUGAUCUGGUUCGGAGCACUGUUUAGUACCACUAACCUGCUGAGAAAUGUGGGACCAAAGCCCACAUUUGCAGGUAGGCUACUUGACUUCCUUACUGCCAAUUGCAAGCUUGUGUAGAGUGGAUGCUCAUUAGAACCAUACUACGGGCUCCCUGGAUUACUCACAUUUUACAUCUACCAGCCUACGUUUCUCGUUUGAGAGGCCAGCAGCAUUGUAGCUGUCUCCUCCACAUUCAUGGAUGUGUGUGGAUUCUUCAGUGGAGUUCAACAUCACACUAGCAACAUUAGAGUUGAACUUGCACUUCUUUUCUACUCAUUCUAGUUUUCUUGUUACAAGUUUGGGAUGAAUAUUUCCUUUGGGUGUAAAGAGGACUGAACUUGGUCUGUACAGGAGAGCAACUUUGUAAUUGUGACUUUAAAAGUGGGAAUGGACAAAUGCCAACCUUCCCAUUUGUUCUGCACUAAGAUUUUUUUUUUUAAAGCAAAGCUUCUCUGCCCCCUGCCUGUGCCUGGAUGUGGCGAGUGAAAAGAUUAAUCAUAUGUACAGAUUGGCUUUUUCAUUCAAACUGAUGCAGUUUCAGUGAUGAUUCUUAGGUUCUGUAGAAGGGCAAACUACUACUGAAGGUCUUAAUGUUUUUUGGAGGAGCCCUGGUGGACUUAUCCUUUUAUGACUGAGUUCAGCUUUUAUCAGUGUAAACCUGGGAGUCACUAAUCAGCUGGUGGGAUAAAAGGGCCAUGUUGUCAAAACUUUUUUGCUUGUUUUUCAACUAAAAAUUAAUUGAUAGCAGAGGUGGGGUGGCUGAGUAAAUCAAAUGGCGUGAGUCAACCCGCACCGGGGUUCUAAUGCUGUUCAGGCCACCUGUGUACAAAUGAAGUUUUGUGUGUCACUAUCUUUCUGUCUCCUCCACCAAACAAGCACACCCUUCAACUCAAUUGGCAUUCUGUGGUGAGAGAGGAAUAUCCAGACUAGAAUAGCCGCCAUGUUGGGAGGAUGAAUCUGCUUUAACAAUGAGCUGUGCAUGGUGAGGAGGUUCACCUGCACUAGAUCUUUCUGGAGUUACUGCUUUGGCUCUCUUACGUCAGUGAAAAAGUUUAGUUUUGAGCGUGAACCGAAAUUUUCUUGCUGGGUGUAUAGUGAUGACUUUUCACUGGCCAGCUUGUUGCUUCCCAUAUUAUGAAUACUACAUUGAUAACCGGUCCCUGUAGCUGUCCAGUGCAUCCCAGUGCUGUAAUCUUGUGGUUGGUUGUUUAUAACACAAAUCUAAAUGUGUUUUUUCUUUUCUUCCUUUGGGAAGUGGAGGGAGAUCUAACAGUGUAAUUAGUCAAAUACUCUUCCUUGCUUUGCUGAGUAAUGUGUGUAUAAAGAUCGAUAUCUUCAUCCCAGAGAUACUAGCAAAGAUUGGCCAUUUAGUUAUUUAAAUACACAUGCAUACUUGGAGGAGGAGGGCAGAGUAAACUACUUCACUUGCUAGCCACCUGCUUUGUUCUGUGACGAUGGCUGUCUGGCUUGGAUUGCAGAAGAGUCCUGACAAAAAUGGAUAUUGAUUCUUCACUUAGAAGGAGAAGUGACAGAAAAUACUGCCAUGCAAUCUGAAGGAAUGAUCCGUGGUGCUUGUCGGCUCUGCAUCACCCUGCACAAUACGGCUGGGCUGGACUUCCAAAUACGUGUGUUUCUUACGACUUAGUGCAAUGUGUAUAGUUAAAAAGGCUUUACUGGGUUUUUUAUUAAGACUAAUCUACGUAGUCUCCUUGGUCAGUUGCAUGUAACAGCUGAAUGUAUGGGAUUGGGCUGUAUCUUUCUAGCCAUCCCAAAUUGCUUUUACGUCCGUUACAGUCUGUCUGGAAUACAAAAUCCCAGGAUGAUUUUUUUUUUGGCAAUACACAGUGUAUCCCUUGGAGCCUGUAUUACUUACAACCUGUCUUUCUGCUUGUGAACAAGAAAUACCUGCUGCGUUCCAACUCAACCUCUUCCCCCUUACUCUUUUUGCAAACACUGUGUCUGUGGGGCAGGGGGCAAUGUGUUCUCCUGAGGAGUUGCGUGGCGAUAGAGGGGCUGCUGUAAUGGAGCGACUGUAAAUAUUCUGUUCUAGUUGAAUGUCACAGCUGUUGGAUUUUGCAUUUAUUUUUAAACUAUUUCAUGUUUGAUACUGUGUAUAAUAAAUUUGCAGAAAGUA